GAUCCAAUGAGACAGGCACAGGGUUAACAUGAGACUCUCAGGCUGCAUCUGGUAAAAGGAAAGGACAUUCAGGUUGAGGAACCUUUUUAGAUACACAGUCAUUGACUGACUUUCUACCCCACCACUGUACUGCACUUAAAGAAGCAAAAUAACCACUUAAGAUAAAGUUCCAGAAUAGGGAUAAAGAUAGACCUCUGUUCCAGGGCUUGCCAGCAAGCCACAAAUGACUCCAAUGGAUACAGCUACUCCACAGGCAGAAUGGAAAGACAGUGUCCAGCCAGCCCUGGUCUUCUCUUUCGUGAUCCUCAUCUGCCUGGAAGCCUGUAUAUGGCUGAGGAACCAUGGCCAGAAGAGGUCUCCCCCUGGUCCUUUCCCUUGGCCUGUGGUGGGCAAUGCAAUGCAACUCGGCCAACUGCCCCAUCUCACCUUUUGUAAAAUGGCUCAGAAAUAUGGCAACGUAUUCCAGAUCAGGCUGGGCAACCAAGACAUCGUGGUGCUGAAUGGGGAUUCCACCAUAAGGGAAGCCCUGGUGAAACAUAGCAAGGAAUUUGCUGGGAGACCCAAUUUUUCCUCCUUUCAGCUUAUCUCCGGGGGCAAAAGCAUCGCGUUUGGGGGUUAUUCUACUCUCUGGAAGGCUCAGAAGAAAAUCGCUCACUCAACCCUCAGAGCGUUUUCUACCGUCAACACCAAAACGCAGAACCUGUUUGAGAAGCAUGUGGCGGCAGAAGCGCAAGACCUCAUCCGCGUUUUCCUGCGCUUGACUUCUGAGGAGCAAUAUUUCGACCCUACACGUGAGUGCACCGUGGCCGCUGCCAAUGUCAUUUGCGCCUUGUGCUUUGGCAAACGCUACAGCCACGACGACGAGGAGUUCAAAGCCCUGAUCGGCAGAAAUGAUAAGUUUGGGCAGACUGUGGGAGCCGGUAGCCUGGUAGACAUCAUGCCCUGGCUUCUAACCUUCCCAAACCCAGUGCGCAGCCUCUACCAAAGCUUCAAGGACCUUAACUGGGAAUUUUAUGAUUUUGUCAAGGAGAAGAUCAGCCACCACCGACAGACCUACAAGCCAGAGAUCACCAGGGACAUGAGCGAUGCCUUCAUCAGUCACAUAGAACAGGCAGAAGAAGCAGGUCAUGGUCUGAGCAAGGACUAUGUGGAAAGCAUUGUUAACGAUAUCCUCGGAGCAGGGCAAGACACCACUGCUACUGCCCUCACCUGGAUUCUCCUCUUACUCAUUAAAUACCCUGACAUACAGCAGAAGCUUCGGGAUGAGAUAGACCUGGUGGUGGGACCCAACAGACUUCCAUCAGCAGAUGACAAAGUCCACCUUCCCUACGUCCAAGCCUUUAUCUACGAAACCCUGCGUUUCAGUAGCUUUGUGCCAGUCACCAUCCCACACUCGACCACCAGUGAUGUCCUCAUCGACGGCUUCUACAUUCCCCAGGACACGGUGGUCUUUGUCAACCAGUGGUCGGUCAACCACGAUGGGUCCAAGUGGAAAAACCCAGAGGUUUUCGACCCCAGCCGAUUUUUGGAUGAAGACGGCCAGAUGGACAGAGACGCCGCUUUUGGGGUCAUGAUCUUCUCCGUGGGCAAGAGGAGAUGCAUUGGAGACCAACUGUCUAUGCUGCAGAUCUUUCUAUUCACAACCAUCUUCCUCCACCAGUGCACCUUCCAGGGCAACCCCAAGGAGAUACCCACCAUGGACUGUACCAGUGGCUUAGCCCUCAAACCUCUGCCCUAUGGGAUGUCUGUAACGGCCAGAGCUGGGUACACAACCACAGAGGAACCAGCCUGAAACUGCCCCUGUCCUACAGUUCAUGCAAGGUCAUCAGACUUCCAGCUCAGCUUCACCUACUCACAAGCACAUCCCAAAUAUUACACCGCCAAACGGACUCUAUUCUUGUGAUUAAACUCAACCCCUCUAUAUAGACAAAUACAUGCCAAAUUCCUAUUAUUGAAUGUUCUCUACGUCAUAGAGACUUUGACUUUCCCAGGGAGAACAUGAAGGCAGGCAGGUAGUUGCCCCUUACCGUAUUU
Xenopus laevis (African clawed frog) is the source of this 2034-nucleotide messenger RNA. It is a transcript of the gene cyp1c1.L, whose product is annotated as cytochrome P450 1B1-like. The record is from RefSeq and is a predicted model, not a curated record. Bases 224 to 1792 code for a protein of 522 amino acids. NCBI's taxonomy places the organism in Eukaryota, Metazoa, Chordata, Amphibia, Anura, Pipidae. The transcript has a single exon.